CGCCUAGCCCCUGGAGGAGUCACUGCUCUCUGGCCGAAGUACCAAUUUUCUUCUCCCCCGCAACAAAAAGAAAAUUCAAAAAAAAAAAUAUAUUUUACAGCAGAGAUCUCCGAUAGAUUCAUUUCCUUAGAGCAUAGCUAGGGUUAGGAGGUGCGGAUUCAAAUUAGAUCAUCGGGGGCGUAUUUCCCACCUGUGCCAAAUUCUACUUCUUCUUCUUCUACUACUACCCUUUUUUUUCCUUUCUAAAUCUAAUCGCUGUACAAACAGAAAGACGAUUUCUUGGUUUCCUUUCGUCCUUUGUCUAAUCUUCGUUGCUCGGCCGAUCGGUACAGUUUCGCCCCAAUUUUGUUGGGAUUUGGAUAAAUUUGUGGAUAUUUGUUAGGGUUGAAGAAUUUGCCGGUAAGGGAUCCGUUUAGGGAUAAAAAGGAGGGAUUUUUAUUCUAGGCAUUUGGUAGUUCUUUUGUUAUGGAUAAGAAGAAGGUUGCCGUUCCUUUGGUCUGCCAUGGCCAUUCCCGGCCGGUGGUGGAUCUGUUCUACAGUCCUACUACUCCCGAUGGUUUCUUCCUGAUCAGUGCCAGCAAGGAUUCUAGUCCCAUGCUUAGAAAUGGAGAAACUGGAGAUUGGAUUGGAACCUUCGAAGGGCAUAAGGGUGCAGUGUGGAGCUCCUGCUUGGAUACUAAUGCAUUACGUGCUGCUUCUGCUUCUGCUGAUUUUACUGCGAAAGUAUGGGAUGCAUUAUCGGGGGAUGAACUGCAUUCCUUUGAACACAAGCACAUAGUUAGAGCUUGUGCGUUUUCAGAGGACACUCAUCUUCUACUUACUGGUGGACUAGAGAAAAUUUUGCGCAUUUAUGAUCUGAAUCGCCCAGAUGCACCUCCAAGAGAAGUUGAUAAAUCCCCUGGUUCAGUUAGAACUCUUGCUUGGCUGCAUAGUGAUCAGACCAUUCUGGGUUCAUGCACUGAUAUGGGUGGUGUAAGAUUGUGGGACGUAAGAAGUGGUAAGAUAGUGCAAACCCUUGAGACCAAGUCAUCAGUGACAAGUGCCGAAGUCAGUCAGGACGGUCGCUAUAUCACAACUGCUGAUGGUUCAACCGUCAAGUUCUGGGAUGCAAAUCAUUUUGGGCUUGUGAAGAGCUACAACAUGUCCUGCACUGUGGAGUCAGCUUCCUUGGAACCCAAGUACGGGAAUAAGUUCAUUGCUGGGGGAGAAGACAUGUGGGUUCACGUAUAUGACUUCCACACAGGGGAGGAGAUAGCUUGUAACAAGGGCCACCAUGGUCCAGUCCACUGCGUGCGGUUUUCACCGGGUGGAGAAUCAUACGCGUCCGGGUCAGAAGACGGGACCAUCAGAAUAUGGCAGACGGGCCCACUAACAAACGACGAGAGCGAUGGUGGGGCGACGGCGGCGGCAGCCAAUGGAACGGUGGCAGGGAAGGUGAAGGUGAGUGCUGCAGAAGAAGUUUCUAAGAAGAUUGAGGGGUUUCACAUUAGUGGUGAUGAGGGGAAGGCUAAAGAGAAGGAUGAGGCAGCAGGGAAAGAGUGAUGUAACUCCUUUUUGCCCGAGUUAGACCAAACCCACUUUUUUUUUUGUUGUUGUUAUCUUUUCCUUUUCGCGCCUUCUUCUUUUCUUGAUCUCUCAAUUUGUGUCGUUCGUUUUCAUCUCUGCCUUAUGGAAAUGGUGCUGGACUGAGAAGGUUGGUGUCUCUGGCUUUGGUCAGUCAUCAUGAUAUUUGGGAGGGAUUACAACUUGAAAGAAGACACUGAAAUUUUUGUACAAGCUUCUUCCAACACAAUCGCCUUGGUAUAUGUAAACUGCUAUGAGCUUCUAUGACGAUUGACGAGGAUUCACCUUGACGUUC
Molecule: messenger RNA, 1858 nt
Organism: Linum tenue
Lineage: Eukaryota; Viridiplantae; Streptophyta; Magnoliopsida; Malpighiales; Linaceae
Source: the annotation of a GenBank genome assembly